AGUUUUCUUCAAUCGCUCGUAAACGACAAAAGAAGCCAAAAGGAACAAAUUAAAUUUACUUUUGUAUAUUAAAAUAAAUAUCAUGAUAAAACUAAAACUAGAGUCUUUGGGUCAUCCAACUCCCAGCGAUGUUGCUCUAAGUAACCGCAAGGAAUUUGCUAGCACCAUACUCUGGUUGGAGGAUCAAAAGAUUCGUCUCUAUACCAUAGAAGAUCGUGAGAAAUUGCGUAAUAUAGACAACCUGAAUAUAUGGGAAGAGGGCUAUACAAAGUACUGCGCCGAUCUGAAUAUGCCUCCCCUAGAAAGUCAAUGCGAGCAGCUGACAUGGAUUUUGGGACAUGCCAUGCGACUGGAAUUUCUGGAUGAUCCUGGCUUAUACGAAUCGAUCAACAGCAAACAGAGCCAACCACAAGGUAAUAACAAACAGCAGCCAGGAGUACAGCAAAAUGUUCAAACAAUUUUUGAUGGCAAAAUCAAUGUUCAGGAAAAGGAAUUCAUAGCUGGGGUUCGUUUGUUGGCCAGCAAAUUAAAGAUACCACAUCAUCCCAAUCAUUUGGUUCAACUGGAGGCAGUGGCUCGCGUUGUACAUGAACGUCUAUCACCUGCAGCUAAAAACAGGCAACCAAUUGUUGGCACUCCAUUUCCUUUCGAUAAAGGUAACGAUGUGGUUUCGCCCAAUGAUCCUGUCCUGGACUAUCCUAUGCGCGUAUUGCGCUUAUUACAAAUCCAAAGCCUUCGACAACUGCAAACACAAAUCAACGAAACAAUCGUAUCUGUUCAAAAUUUGACGGCCAAUCCAAAGACUGAUACCAAACUGGGAAAGGUUGGCCGCUAAUUAGACUCUAAAUAUACUUAUAUUUUUGUAUUUCAACUAAAACAAGUCUGCACCCUUAAUAAUAAUACUUAAUACUACUAACGCCUGGCAUAGGGCCCCAAAGGA
Drosophila willistoni is the source of this 940-nucleotide messenger RNA. RefSeq names its product RNA transcription, translation and transport factor protein. Gene Ontology annotation, molecular function: RNA binding. NCBI's taxonomy places the organism in Eukaryota, Metazoa, Arthropoda, Insecta, Diptera, Drosophilidae. Gene Ontology annotation, cellular component: tRNA-splicing ligase complex. The record is from RefSeq and is a predicted model, not a curated record. The coding region runs from base 83 to 835 and encodes 250 amino acids. The transcript has 3 exons. Gene Ontology annotation, biological process: tRNA splicing, via endonucleolytic cleavage and ligation.